Aspergillus calidoustus is the source of this 213-nucleotide messenger RNA. NCBI's taxonomy places the organism in Eukaryota, Fungi, Ascomycota, Eurotiomycetes, Eurotiales, Aspergillaceae. The record is from the annotation of a GenBank genome assembly.
AUGCCUCUCUACAACGUCACCCUCAAGAAGGACUCUCCCGCCGAGGCGCUCACAAAAGCCAAGGAAGAUGCUGUGAAAUCGGGCGGUACCAUUAAGCACGAAUACACCCUCAUCAAAGGCUUCACCGUCGAAUACCCCGAGGACAGCGUGGGAACCCUCGAGGCAAACGAACACAUUCAUGUCGAGCAGGAUGGAGAGGUCCGCAUCCAGUAA